GUUUAACCACUGUGAGGAGGAAGAGGGGGAGGAAGAGGAAGAAGAGGAAGAAGAAAAAGAAAAGGAAGAAGAGGAGGAAGAGGAAGAAGAGGAAAAGGAAGAAGAGGAGAAGGAGAAGCAACUUCUGGCCGCUGCUCUCCGGGUGUCAGUCGCCCUGCUGCUCACAUUAAACUAAUUAAAGUAAUGAAGGUGAUUAAACCGGAGCAGAUCCGCAGCUCCACAUCCUCUCUAAAGAUCCUCUCUGGACUCUGGAUCAUUUCAUUCUUCUCCACAGAUCAUCUGCAGCUCUCCUCCUCCUCCUCCUCCUCCUCCUCCUCCUCCUCCUCCGCCUCUCCGGCUCCAGGCUCACAUGUGAGGAAGGUUUUGGCUUCUCGUUUCUAACCGGAGGAUUUUCAGCGUGGUUGUCCUGCCGGUGUCGCCCCGGUGUCGGACUCGCGGCUCUUGUAGUUUCCUGCGGGUCUCUGCGCUGCUCGGCGGUCAGUGAGCAGAUUUACUUCUCUUCCCACUGUUUCAGAGGAUGUUUGCACGAUUUAUUUCGGACUGAAGAUGUUUGACAGCGUCAGUUUUCUGCCUCUGCUCAGUUCGGUUCGGUUCCGUCUUCCUCUCCAGCAGAAAGCAUGAAUGUCUUACUUCUGCCUGCAUCCAUUUCAGGAGUUUAAAGCAGGAAUAUUUUUAAUUAUUUCUAAAUCAUCAAAUCUGUGGAUUGAUUUUUCUACCGGGACUCACUUCCGACUUUGUUUCUCUCACUUUGCUUCUGUUGCUGUUUGUUCUUCGUCCACGUGUUACAUUCUUCAUAUUUCCUGGAGGAGAGGAAAUCCUGGAGCCAGAACAGAGACUCCCUGAUCUUCCACUUCAUCCAUCGACUUUGUUUCACAUCAGAAUUUUCCUUUAGAGGUCAGAAAGACUAGCCCACCAGAACCAGUGAGUGCCUCUUAAUUUCCAGACUUUUCCCAGUUUUUGACAUUUUCUUGAUGUCUAAAAUCAAAUUUCCAUCCUGGAAGAAGGAGCCAGUAACUUUAAGGGACGGUGGACAUCUGGAGGGACCCUGAAGAUUUUAAAGACCACAAAUGAGCCACCUCGGGGAGGUCGUGAAAAACCUUCAAAAACAAUUCUGGAGGAACUUUGACAAACACUUUUGAGAAACUAGAGGCACCCGAGAAGCCCAAUGGAACCCUAAACCCUAAACCCAAAGCCUUGGGAGCUGUCAAACAUCUGGAGAACAAGGAACAAGGAACCCCAGAAGCAAGCUAAGGCCUUUUAAACUUUUGAAUGUUCUUGUACAAAUCCUAAAAGAACCUUGACAGAACCCUCUGAGAACCUCUAGACUGCACAGACCCAGAGGAAUUCUUGUUGACUGCUGAGAAUCUGAGGAAACCCCAGAGAUAAUUGUGAAAUGUGAUGAAUGAUCCUUGAGUCGUAUUUUAAGAACCUCCCUGACAGACUUUAGAGGGACCCUUGAGACCUCCAGGGACUGCUGGGAAACUGGCAAAACUCCUUAAGUAGCCCAAGAAACCUCAGUAGAUUCAUAGACUCUUUAAGAAGCUCUGGAAAAGACCAAAAAUACAAAUAAUAAUAACCUGAAAAACCCUUCUGAGAACCUCUAGAGGGACCUUUAAGGCCCCAACAAAAUCUUGGGAUUACUGUGAACCUGGAGGGACCCAGGAGGAAACUUUGAAGGGCCCCGGGGAACCACAGAAUGACCUCAGGAUCCCAGAGAGAGAUCUCAGAGGAAUGCUGAGAAAACCUGAAGAAUCUCUGCAGCGCUCUGAAAAAUGUUGUACGAAGGUUGAAGUUACCGUGACUGACACAGAAGCACCUUUACACAACCUAGAAAUCACCAAGACGCUGAAGAAAUCAAGGUACUGCUAAGAAAUCAGAAAGAAUCUUGGGGAACAGGAGCGGUUGAACACUGUGAGCAUCCCAACAGUUAAGUACUUUGAGGAACCCUUUAGGGACCCUCAAGCUCCACAGGAAAUCUGGGGACCACAGAGGACACCCCAAACACUCUAGAGGAACCCUGAGAACUCUUCGGACCCCCCUACAGAGAACCCAUGGGCACCUUAAGGGACCUGCAGUACGCCCUGCAGGAAAAGAUUGAGGAGCUGAGGCAACGCGACACCCUGAUCGAUGAGCUGGAGCUGGAGCUGGAUCAGAAGGAUGAGCUGAUUCAGCGGCUUCAGAACGAGCUGGACAAGUACCGCUCUGUGCUCCGGCCCGCCACGGCUCAGCAGGUCCAGGCCCAGCAGCAGAGCCUUGUCCUUCAGCCAGACCAGCACCGCAGCAAACGGCAGGCCAUCUCCGCCGAGCCCACCGCUUGUGACAUCAGUGACCUCAGCCACGUCACGCUGCCCUUCUACCCCAAGAGCCCAGAGUCAAAGGAGAUGAUAAAAGAGGCCAUCUUGGACAACGACUUCAUGAAGAACCUGGAGCUGUCUCAGAUCCACGAGAUCGUCGACUGCAUGUACCCGGUGGAUUAUGGGAAAGACGCCUGCAUCAUCGAGGAGGGCGACGUGGGCUCUCUGGUCUACGUGAUGGAAGAGGGGAAGGUGGAGGUGACUAAAGAGGAGAUGAAGUUGUGCACGAUGGGGCCGGGCAAAGUGUUCGGAGAGCUCGCCAUCCUCUACAACUGCACCAGGACGGCUACUGUCCGGACUCUGGUCCAUGUGAAGCUGUGGGCCAUUGACCGUCAGUGUUUCCAGACCAUCAUGAUGAGAACUGGUCUCAUCAAACACGCCGAGUACAUGGACUUCCUCAAGAGUGUUCCCACGUUUCAGGGUCUGCCUGAGGAGACUCUCAGUAAACUGGCUGACGUCAUGGAGGAGACUCAUUAUGAAGAUGGAGAGUUCAUCAUCAGACAGGGAGCCAGAGGAGACACUUUCUUCAUCAUCAGCAAGGGAAAGGUGAACGUGACCCAAGAGGAUCCAGCCAAUCAGCAGUCAACACACCUCCGAGAGCUCACCAGGGGAGACUGGUUUGGAGAGAGAGCGCUGCAAGGGGAGGACGUCAGAACAGCAAAUGUCAUCGCUGCCGAGGCCGUCACGUGCCUGGUCAUCGACCGAGACUCAUUCAAGCAUCUGAUUGGUGGACUGGACGACGUGUCAAAUAAAGGAUACGAGGACGGUGAACUAAAAGCCAAGUACGAGGCGGAGAACGCGUUCUUCUCCAGUCUAAAGCUGACCGACUUCAACAUCAUCGACACGCUGGGAGUCGGCGGCUUCGGGCGCGUCGAGCUGGUGCAGCUUAAGAACGAAGAGGCGAAGACGUUUGCCAUGAAGAUCCUGAAGAAGCGUCACAUCGUCGACACGAGACAGCAGGAACACAUCCGAGCGGAGAAACACAUCAUGACCGAGGCACACUCUGACUUCAUUGUCAGGUUGUAUCGGACGUUUAAAGACAGUAAAUAUCUGUACAUGCUGAUGGAGGCCUGCUUGGGAGGAGAGCUGUGGACGAUACUGAGAGACAGGGGUUCAUUUGAAGAUUCGACCACCAGAUUUUACACCGCCUGUGUGGUCGAAGCCUUCGCCUACCUGCACGCCAAAGGCAUCAUAUACAGAGACCUGAAGCCUGAGAACCUCAUACUGGACAGCCACGGAUACGCCAAGCUGGUGGACUUUGGUUUCGCCAAGAAGAUUGGAGUCUGUAAGAAGACAUGGACAUUCUGCGGGACGCCGGAGUACGUCGCUCCAGAGAUCAUCCUCAACAAGGGUCAUGACGUUUCAGCGGACUACUGGUCUCUGGGCAUCCUGAUGUACGAGCUGCUGACUGGCAGUCCUCCGUUUUCAGGUCCAGAUCCAAUGAAAACCUACAACGUCAUACUGAGAGGCAUCGACAUGAUUGAGUUCCCCAAGAAGAUCACCAAGAAUGCUGCCAACCUCAUCAAGAAGCUCUGCAGAGAUAAUCCAUCUGAGAGACUUGGAAACCUGAAAAACGGAGUCAAAGACAUCCAGAAACACAAGUGGUUUGAAGGUUUUAACUGGGAGGGCCUGAGGAAAGGAACUCUGACUCCACCCAUCACACCUGAUGUAUCCUCUUCGACCGACACAAGUAACUUUGACAGUUUCCCUGAAGACACAGACGAGCCGCCACCAGACGACAACUCCGGAUGGGAUUAUGACUUCUAGGCUCACUCAAAGCCCAGCACCCUACGGUGGGUGGUGAGGUCCAAAUCUGAGAAGACAAGGAAUUCCCACCAGGCUGAACAAUGCAGAGGUUCAUGUGCCAUUUGGAGGAGGUUUUACUUGUAGCACCUUACUGUGACUCUGCCUGUGUUGUCUUUAGAUGUGGCUGGACGCUCAGUGUUUUGUUAAAACAUUGUGUCACCAGAUGAUUUGAGUACUGAGUGUGCAGUAGGCAGCAGAUGGUUCAAGACUGAAGACCUUUCACUGGUCAAAAUGAUCUGGUCUGCCAGAACAUCUGAGAGGAUUUCCAAGGAUGAGACAAACUACACCUGUUCACUUUGACAGGGUUUCCCUUGUACCGAGACCACUGCCACUUGUUUAUCAAGUUUCUUAGCGAAUUAAAUCUGUCAAAGAAAUCUCAGAACAAUGCAUCCUUGGUUACAUUUGGACACUUCUGACUUUUAAAUCCUGAGAAUGUCCUCCAUGUUCCUUCAGAUUUUAGAUAGCUGUCAGAACUCUGGAACAUAAUCACUCCACCAACAAAAACGGGCCAAUGACGCAAGAAAGACAACAGCCCUGGUUCUGGCUCUGGCUUUAUGUAACAUAUCUUGCACUGCAAGACCAGUGAAAGAGUACAAGGAUGUCCUGAAGUUACAUGACUGGGUAAAGUUGCCCAAGAACUCUGAAGAAUAAUCAACAGAACUGUGCCAACGAUGCAGAAAGACAUUUUUGUGAGGCUUGGAGGCACUCUGAGAAACAUGAACCUAGAACCUAGAACCACAGUGGCUGCCGCUGAACUUUGGGUAUUUUCACUGUCAGCAGUCAGUCACACAGCACCGGCCAUGCUUUCUCUCCAAUAUAUUGCUGCAACACUCAAAGAUUGUUUGAUGGCAGUCAGUGAUGAAGCCAGUCAAAUUCAAGGGGGCAAAUAUUAUCACAAAGUGCUUCCCAGACAAGCGUGGAUUAUCAAACCAGCAAAGUGGGCAAGUGAGGCCUUGUCUUACUUAGGGGCUCUCUAUCCAGAAUCUAGUUUUCAUACCUUAAAUAUAACAUAAAGGUUUAUAUUCAAUAACAUGGUGAAUACAAUGAUCAGCCAACACAUUAAAACCGCAGAUGGGUGAAGUGAAAAUUGAUCAUAUCGGUACAAUCAAACAAUGUGCAGAGCAACCUCUGGUCCUCGCAUUCACGUGGAUGCUUCCUGACACCACACACCCAAACACUGUUGCAGGCCAAGUAGACCCCCUCAAAGCAGAAGCACCCAGCAAUGGUAGUGUCUUCCCCACCAGGGCACAUUAACUGCUCGGGAAUUAGUUGUCCACCUGGCAGCCAAAUUCCCAAGAUCUCAGUCAGAUCGAGCAUUUGUGGGACUUCUCGCAAAGUAUUAUCUGUUGAGGCCUGACCUUGGAGCAGGCUUGGAUUUCAACCUGUGGAGGUCUUGGACCUGUCACGUGGUCCCUGGCACCAGGCCGCUGGCAGUGAAUCCUUUGAGUCCUGAGGUCAAAGCAUCCAAAUUCUCAAGAUUCCAACUCAGUUGAGCAUCCAUGAGAAGUGCUAGAACGAGUCUGAUCCUUGGAGGCCCCAGUGUGGAUUGGACUUGGCUCUGACCCAUCAAGGCCUGGACACAGGAUCUCUUAUGGUGUCCUGUGUUGUCUGGCACAAGGGCACUGGUAAUGGAUCCUGUGAGUCCUGUGGGUUGACAGCUAGGGCUGAGAAUGUCCCCAGAAAUCUGAUAAAAAGCUCAAGGCAUCAACCUGGCCUCCCAAUUCCCUGGAUUCCAAUAUAAUCAGCAAGCCACCCGCCAUCAAUGGAGGCCCCACUGUGCAACCUGCUGGACUAAAAGAAUCUGUUGCAGGUGCCUUUACAGAACACACCCAGAGUUCCUGUGUUCAUACAGAGCUAAGUCGGAUCCAUGGACUUUCUAAUAUGGAUUUGUUUGCACAAAUGCUAGACCUGAUUAGGAUCUGAAGAAUGUGGAGGACAACUUAAGUGUUUUGUCAUGUUCCCUGGGUCAUUCCUGAGCAGUUUCUCUUGCAUUUUGGCAGAUUUGCCAUGAGAGGGUAUUCUUGGUCUGUAAUGGUGUUUAGAUGGAUGAUUCAUGUCAAGUGGGAUCCAUGUAAGUUCCAGGACCAAAGUGUUGCCAGCAGAGGAUUGCAUCGUAACGUUGAUCAGUGUUAUUUGCAUCACCAGUCAGUUAUUUUAAUGUUGUGACAGAUUGGUAUCAUUAAAUAAAUUUGUGUUUACAGCAGGGUGGUGAAGUGUCAUGUUGUGGAAAUGUUUAAUGCAGGGUCUCAUGAGGCCUACAGCUUGUUUUGGGUUGUGAACAAUUACUGAAGCAGUUAGUGACAGUUUUUCUGUUUCUGGAAGCUAAGAAAGGCUUCGAAUUGUCCCUUCAGAUACCUCCUAAUGACAUCAUAGACAUCCUGUCAUUCUUCAGCCAAAGUAAAGCUUCUGCUCCUAUUAAGUGUCCUUGAUCACGACACUUAACCUUUGACCCCUAAGAGGGAGAUUAUACUUCUGCCAUCACUGCAGCCUGUCCUGUGGAAUCUGGUGUUUGUGUUUUGUGGUCUGGAGGCGGUUCUUUGGGGGCUUUUCUGACCCUGUUAGCCCAGAUUUGGCCCUCUGAGAGCGGGCUCAGGAUGAAUUUGCAGUCCAAGAGACGGACAGAGGAACUUAAGACUGAACGACACACUCGAGGUCACCAUGAUGCCUUCACUUCUCAUUUCAUUUUUGGGAACUUUACAAAUCCAAAGAGGUCUGGGUGUAGCAGCUGCAGUUCCGCCUCACCAGAUGAAAAUUUCUACUUUUAAACUUUCCUCUCUGUCAUUUGCUAUGUUGUGAAUCUUUGGAUCAUAGCAUGACAACAGAUAUUUUGUACAUAUUUCCAAGACUGCCUACAUCAUUUUGCACACACGCGCACAUACACACACACACACACACAGACACACACAUGACUUGGUUGAGUUUCUUAUGAGGUGUUUGUUUGAAAAUCGAGAAAGUUUCAGGCUUGUUCCUGUUUUGUGUUUAAGGCUUUUGAUCGACUUACUUUGUGGUUAUAGACUCCAGAAUCACCUUCACCUCUGACGAACAAAUCAAACACGUCUGGUGUUUUGAUCUUUGUCAGCUGUUUCCUGGUUGUAUAAAAUGAAAAGAACAAACCAGUCAGAAGUGUGAUGGCAGGAUUUAGAAUAAGGACGUCAUCUUCUUGUGUUCAGAGUCAGUAGUCAGUAUGUUGAUUUAUAGAAAUAACUUCUGUCUUUGACAGAACAAUAUCAUCAAAAGGGUCCAUUUAGUAGCUGGUCUUGAGGUAUUUUAGCAAACCACGCGGCCUUUCUUCAUCAGUGGAGAUUUUAGUUGUUUCCAAAGUCAAGAAAUCAACUCAAAGUCUGCCACAUUCAUUAACGAAGUGAAAUCUGUCUAAAUGCUGAAGAUUUUCACAGAAGCCUGUGUUCACACAUCAUUCACAGCCUGAUUUAUAGAAAGUUUGAUUCUUAACAACAUGAAGAAAUUGAUUUUUUGUGUCCGUUGAUAGUAUUUUCUGAUUUAUGGAAUGAUAAAAAAGACAUAUUAAAGAUAAUAUUAAAGAUAAAGUCCUCAUAAAAACCUUUGACUCUAACCUGGCUUUAUCCAGUUUUACAUUUAUGAUCUUGAAAUGUGAGAACAUUUUCUAACAACUUAAUGAAACAUUUUCACAUAAAAACAUCAAAUAUCAGAAAAGUUGUAAUAUAAAACGUUUUCAACUGGGGAAGUUCCAGUGUGAGAACCUGUGGUCUCCCCACGAGUUCUCAAAUAGAAAUGAAAAUGAAAACACUUACAUGUCGAUGUCUGCUGAGUGAUAUUUAAAGCUCCACAACAGCAGCUGAAUGAUCCUCAUUGUUCUGUCAACAGUCUCUGAGUUUAACAACACACCAACAAACUUCACUCAACAUUUGCUUCUGGAGUCAGUUUGACCAACCUGUUGAGGCAGAGGAGCAGUUCUGACACAGUGAUUCAGAAGUUGAUCCAUUACGAGUCAGAUCAGAGCCGGAUCAUACUCAGACAGCAGCAGCAGAUCUUUCUGGUGAACUUCAGAUUUUAAAUGUAGACUUUAACGUGGUGAGAUCACAGCAGAAAACAACCGUGACACAAACAUCUCUUCUGAAGACUGAUGUAGAAAUAAAACCUUAUACUCUGAGAUAAUCUUAGUUUCACAGACUUACAGUAACCCAGUCUUUGAGGUUUGCAUUUCCUCCAUGAUAGAGAAGUUUAACCAUAUAAAGUGAUGAAUCUGUUUAUUUCAGAUUGUGUUGAUAUUUCGUAGCCUUUUGUGAAAGCAGCUGAUAGUCGUCUCACUUUGGUACGAAGCCUUUUUAUUAGCAGCCUGAACCUUUUGUGAUUUUGUGAACUGAUCAGUGAUGUGACUUCUGUGCAGCUCUGCAUGAAAAUACUGGAAAUGUUCUGUUUCACCACCAGAGGGCAGAAUACAGUCAGACGCUCAAUGCCAUCCUUUGUUGAGUAUGAAGCUGGAGACAGGAUAUGGUUAGCCCAGUUAGCUUAGCAUAAAGACUAGAAGCUGCUUCCACAUGUCAAAAACUGAUUAUAAAAAUAUGUUUGGACCAGAAGAAGAAAUAUUUAUGUUCAUAUUGAUUCUUAGUGAUGAUAUUUUGUGGUUAUGAAGUCACUGAUUUAUUUGUAUAUACUGGGAAUAUAGUGCUUUAUAAUGUCUCAGUUGUCUGUAGAUCAUUAUUAUUAUUAUUAUUAUUAUUGUUAUUAUGAUUAUGAUUAUUAUUGUUGUUGUUAUUAUGGCAGUGGCUGCUGUGGUAGCUGAAGGAACUUUCUGACUCGCUCUCGCUCUGUUCAGAAAAGCUUUAUGGGCAUGACUGUUAGAAACAAAACAAAAACAAGUUUGCCAAAGCAGUUUGAUCUGUGAAAAAAAUAAAAUCUCUACAAAAAA
Acanthopagrus latus (yellowfin seabream) is the source of this 9048-nucleotide messenger RNA. RefSeq names its product protein kinase cGMP-dependent 1b (gene prkg1b). Lineage: Eukaryota; Metazoa; Chordata; Actinopteri; Spariformes; Sparidae. Bases 2052 to 4121 code for a protein of 689 amino acids. Gene Ontology annotation, biological process: protein phosphorylation. Gene Ontology annotation, molecular function: ATP binding; cGMP-dependent protein kinase activity. The record is from RefSeq and is a predicted model, not a curated record. The transcript is spliced from 18 exons.